This is a messenger RNA of Clonostachys rhizophaga, 9324 nucleotides long. The record is from the annotation of a GenBank genome assembly. NCBI's taxonomy places the organism in Eukaryota, Fungi, Ascomycota, Sordariomycetes, Hypocreales, Bionectriaceae.
AUGGCCACUCGUCCUGACAACUCUUGGUUGGCAAACAUCCUCCACCAUGUUUUCCUGCCCCCAAAGCUUCCGGGAAGCAACGACGAGAGACGGAACGAGUGGGAAAAUUCGCUCACUCUUACCUUGAACAAUGCCCUGAGAGACUUUGGCGAUUUUGGGUGGCAAGAGUCUGAACUGGCCUCUAUUAGAUUGGCAACUCAGGCCCUCAUCCAGUUCAGGAGCCUGAACCCUGUGACCUGGAUGAUUUCAUCCAGUGAUCUCAUGGCGGUACUCAAGAAGCUCAGAAGCCAAGAGUUUGUUGUUCCGCUCUACAUUGGACGUCAAAAUGCUGGCAUCAUUGUUUACUCGAGCAAAGAGCAUAUCGUUUUCGAAACCUUUGAGCUUUCUCCGGAAAAUCAAUCCGUCUUCGCCAAUAAUGGUCGCCUCCGAAGAGACUUUCCCGCCGCCUCCGUGUCUUUACCGCGGGAUGUGCUAGACCGAAAGGGGUUCCUCAGUUCCAUUUCCGCCUUGAUCGCAGAUAUGAGCGCAAUGUCUAUACCAGAGAUGCAACCCACAAUCGUGAAGGGAAUCGAGGUCCAAGCUGAGGAUCGUGACACAACUAAGCCACACAUUGUCAGCCAGCUGUUGAUGGCUGCUUUGCGACCCUUCGGCGAAAUGCGCCGCACACGCACAAUUUGGAAGAACACACGUGAAGAAGUUAGAUAUGAGUUCGGCAACAAGUUGCCUUGGAGGCGCUCACCGGUGUGGCUGUUGAUGAGAGUCGUUCUACAGCUGACCCUCACCGAUCAGUCAGUAACUCCAUACAACGAUUGCUCGUAUAAAAAAUUCAUGGUGUACUUCAUGGCACAGCUUUUGAAGCUGUCGCUGGAGGCAGAUCGGCCCAAUGAUGAUAUUUAUAUCAUGAACGCUAAAAUCACUCGCCGCCUUCGAAAGCUUGAUGUCAAACAAGCUGAACCAUGGAUGACGCCCGUGUGUGCCAUCAUGAGAGAUGCUACCGCAAAAUUGAACGAGCGGUGGCAAGAUGUUGUGCGACAAGACCUUAGGCGUCUCAAGACUGCCAAUGUUUUCCCCUCCUCUCCCGAUCAGGAAUGCAAACUCUCGCUUCCUCAGCUUGACAGUUUUCUCCUCCAAGCCCGGCAGCGUGCAUUUAACAUGGAGACCGACACGUUCAUUCCCUCAUCCAACAUCAUGCGUUUGUCAUCAGAUAUUAUUCCAUCACCGUUUCAAGCCGAGUCCGGAGCGUAUCAGAUUUACAACCUUGCGGCAUUCGAAAACUGGGUAGCUCAGUGCCUACCUAACUGGAUCAAUAGCCACGUCAACGAUCAAAGCAGCUGCACUCAGCUAUACUACACCAUGGAGGAUUACUUUGACAUUGCCAACACUGCUUACGAGUCUCAACCGGAGGGCCAGUCCAUCAUGCUCCUCAUACUGCUGGAGCUUUGGGUUGCUUGCGAUAGGUCAGCGGUCGCCAUCUAUCCCCUUUUGCUAGAUUAUGAUCCCGAGGUGCCAGCAGAGAUCUGCUCCUCGCUUUUGCUUCGCUUCCGAAGCCAAAUGAAACGACUGUCCGUGAUUGAGAGACAUAUUUAUGAACGACGGCAAAAGGCUACACACAAACGGACUUCGAUUUUCACUGCAUUUGGGACGAAGGAAACCUUUGCUGCUCGAUUCUUCGACUCCUCCUCCCAUCACAAGAAAGUACUGGACAGAAUUGAGUCGAGAGCAAGAGAGGAAGAACAUGAAAAACGUCUCGAAUUCAGGAAAAUGAAAAAAGCCUACGAUGCUCUGAUUUUGGAAGCUGGAGUUAUGAGUCACCAAGAGACUAUGGUCACUGACUCCUAUGGUGACCAACGCAAGCAACAUGCCAACUCCUGCAAGAAGUGCUCGUUAGUCAAGCAAGCUGCUAAUAUGGAGAUCCAAAUCCACGAAUGGCCUCUACCUAGCGAUGGAAUAAAAGCUAAAUCAGUUGUAUUUGAGCUCGAGCUUCCUUCCAAUUUUCGGCAUUGGCGCGACGGUACAUAUUUCCUCCGCAAACAUGUCCUCGGACCUCGAAGCAAUCUGGGCAGUUCCAAUUCAGUUUAUUCUCAAUCCUUGAACGACUACCCGGCGCUUACCAGAUUCAGGCCGUCAGACCCGGACUAUGCCCAUCAAAGGGUAAUGCCAGCAUCGACAACCAAGCCUAAUGCUAUCACCCAUCGUUCCGGGAAGAAGAUUAGUGAGUCUCGCGAGGAUCAAGUAUGUCUCAGUAAUGGGAUGAACUGGCAUUAUUUUGACACAGAGAAUAAUAUCUUCAUCAACAACUUCGGCCCGGAUGUCCGCAUUGCUGAGGAUUGCACAUUCCUCGUCCCCCCACCCCUGAAGGAUUUUUUAUAUCGGCCAUGGAAUAGUCCGGAUGGGCCAGGCCCAAAUAAUGCCGUGGCAAGUCAAUCGCUCUGCCCUAAUCACCUCUCAUUAGAUGAGUUCAAGGCUCUGUGUUCGCUCCCUUUGGGCCACAAGAUUAUUUGGGAGAAUCUUCUCAGAGAAUUUGCCAUACCCUCAGUUGAUUGGCGCAAGGUUGAGACUGCACUCUUCGCUUUGCAAAUAUCCCACCAAACUGGCCCUUUCUCCUUUGAUUCUGAUUUGAGAUCAUCGCAUGUGGGACUUGAAGACGAAGCUUUGGUUCAGAAGUUAGUGGGCGAGAUGGGUUUGUCGCUUAACAGACUCAAUGAGAACUGGGAAUCUGUUCCAGCAGUCGCGACCCUGAUCAUGGUAACAGCUCGACUACUUUCACUCACGAAGGGCGCUUCUACCCAAAUGUGUCUCGCGUUUUUAUCCUCUUGUCGGCAUACCUGUUUCAAGUGGCUACAAACCUUGCGCGACAAAGUCUCUUCAACUCGAGGUACGAUCCCACUGCAGAGUUUGACUAGACGUAUUCUACAGGCAGCCCUAGUAUGCACACAAUCCUACGACAUUGAUGCUACCUAUCUGGAUUUGACGCUGAGAGAUUGUGAAGCUCUCUCGCAGUUCAUCCAGUGUUCUAUUGCGAUUCAAGAAUGCUUCGGUAAACACAAAGAUGAUACCAAACAAGCUGAAAAAUCUUUCCUUGAUUGCCUCAUUUUAAGAUACCGUCGUCUUUUGUUUCGCACAAAGAAGAUCCUGACGAGCCAAAUCACAUCUCAAGGAAAUAAGGGUCUUGACUCUGCUAUAGCGAAGAUAUGGCCAUCUUUUAGACGCUCGCGUGGGGACCAAUGGAUAGAACAGGCGUCAUGUUGGCUCAAGACCACUACCUCGAACCAGAAUGGCACAGUGAAGGUUCCAGUUCACUACAAUGUGAUCACAGCUGAAUUACUGGUCAAUGGUCUUCCAUUGGGUCGACUCCCUCCGAAGUACGAAGCCCACAAGGAUUAUACUAUUCUGUUCGGACGCUCGUCAGUGGACGUGAUGCCAAGUGCCGAAGCGGGUAUGAGAUUUUCAACUCGAUGCAGCAUUCAAGGACAUCAGAUUCAUCUAUGCUAUGGCCCUCACCACAAUGAUCUUAGGGUGCGCGCUUGUAAAGAAGAUACUUUGUGGGAGCUUGUCCCGUCUCGCCUAUUUGAGCAACAUUUUCCGGAGCACUUUGCUGAUAAAUAUGUCCACUGGUACAAUACGGCGAAGAAAUUUGUUGAAUUUCGACCACUCAGCCAACCCUGGAUGUCAGGCGGGUCAUCAUGGACGCUUAGCAAGCAGGAAUUCUUGUGGAUUCUUCAGAAGUCUGAUACUUGUCUCGUUGGCCCGUUCUCAAGAACUGCGAAACAGUUGCAUGAGGUGUUUCGGCCUCUCGAGAAGCCGUCUGCUGUGCACAUCUUUUUCGACAAGGCCGCAGCUUCUCUUUUGAUUAAGAUUCCCAGACUUCAACUCGAAUUUUACAUAAAUGAAGGUUCAGAAGAUAUAAUGUCCCGCCAAUAUAGAGGGAUGCGUGUUGAUCCUCAGCAAGCCAUCGGGACGCUCAUUGGACUUGCCGACAAGCUGGUUUUGGUGAAGGUCGGGGACAGCCAAAACCGCUCGGUGCUGAUUCCGGAUUGGCAACCUGAUCAUCAAAAGAAUAACAGCCACAUCAUUGUCAAAAUGCACUGUUCUGCCACAAGAAUUCAAUCAUACCAACUAAAUCAUCAUCUCCACUGUUUGACAGGAAAUGGAAGUCUGAAGAGCAAGUCAUUCCUUGCGGAACUCCAUGCCCUGACAUCUGGACUCAUUGAGGACCCGUUCACACUUCAUACCGGUACUGAGGAGGCCUUAACAAUCUUGCGAUCAGCUGGCGUCCACUCAUUCGCUUCUCUUUCCGAAGCAGAAAUGGAAAUUCUGAAGAGAAUUGCCACGUUGUCUCCUGCCCGUAGCUUCUACCCCAAGCAUCUCAGACUCAUGCAGGUGGUCGAUUGGGAUGAUCGAGGGCUAAGCCCAUUAGUGCAGCAUUUGGACUUCAGCAGACUAGUCCGCGCCUUGUUCAAUCAAGCUUCAGAAACAGCCUUCCUCUACAAGGACUUUAUCCAGCCUCCAUCAAUAGAUAGGCAGCAUGGAAGCCUAGAAGAUCGCGAAGCUAUCAGGUCCGCUUCCUUUUACAAAGCUGGAUUUGGAGCUGAGUGGCAUACGAUAGCUAAAGAUGCUCCAUACAAGGGGGCUAGGGAUAGAGAUCAAAACUCCAAGCGUGCGAAUCGAGUAUCGAAAGUAGCCGCUAUCUUCCGUGAGAGUCCUGUUAAACUUCCCUUUCAAAUCUCACAGGAUGCGGCAAGAACAAUAUAUGGAAAGCUCAGUGGUCAUCCGAUUAUCAAUCCUAAGCAAGCCGGGGUUCCAAAACUAUCAUUCGAUUCCAAGUGGGUUGGGAACGUAUGGCCUCAUCUCCGAGAGGCAUGGGGAGGGAUACAAAAGGCUUUCGAGAAAAGGAACCCCGAUGACCACUUUUUACUUUUUUCAUGGAUGGUCUCUGUCGCCUUUGCGAUGGAUAUUAACGAAUCUACGCUCAGCGUGUUAAUUGGGCUCAUGUUUUACCCCAAAAAUCGUCUGAUGGCCUUUCCACAAAAUUGCGCGUUAAAUUUAGAGGAAGGACAUCAAGUUGAUUUAGUGUGGUUGAGAAGCUGCAUCGAAUCGCAUUAUAUCGAACUUGGAAAGAGCACCAUGUUGAGCCAAGUGCAACAACUCCCUGGAGAACCCCUAAGGGACACGUUCCAGAGAACAGAGUGUUUAUUCAAGCGCCAGCGGAAGGAGUUUGCAAGCAGCUUGGAAAAACAUGUCCACCAACUAUGGCCCCGUGCGAUUUCAGAUCCGGGGAAUGUUGCCGCAGGCCAGACCUUUCUCACGGUCUCCAAAGCCAUGCAUGCGAUCCGGGCGAGGUGUCAAAGUUGGCAUAACAACCUUCUGUUUCUCCAAUCACUAGAGCAAGUGUCUGCCAAUCUGCGCUGCAUCAUUAUAAGCCCGACCAUUUUGGGGCCCAUUGAUCGGACGCCACCUCUACCAGCGGCGCGAAAUGUUCACCGAUAUAUUCAGAUCAAUGACCUUUUUGCUCUUACAAGCACAUUGAAAAUUUCUGGAAGAGAUUUUGUCGUCGAACCACCCAAUAUUAUUAUCCAGACCGAAUCAUCCAAUGAAGCGUGUCUGGUAUCGGCCUUAGGGCGCCGGAUUGCCAAUUUGGCCAAAUUGCCCCAAGAGGGCCGCUACGUCGAGCAGCUGACUGAAAGUAUUCACCAGUUGGGCCAGAAUAUAGAGCAGUCUUGUCUCACAGUUCAUGGCGAAGAACUACUCCAGGUUCUUUCUGAAUAUCGCGACAACUGCCUAACGCAGUAUAACAAUCUAUUGGAGCAGAUAAAGAAUUCACUGUCAUGGUCGGUGUCCCAAAAGGACAAUAUGUCUUCCAUGUACAUUGCUGAAGGCACGGUAACAUGGCCUUGCGUAUCGCCCAGAGAUCUUCUUGAUCAACUCAACAGACAGAAAUGGGGAACCUUCUCGGAGAAUUGGAAAGAGAUUGUUGCGAAGUUUGGUUGCUGUCUCUCGCAGCUCCAAGGUGCCGAGAGGUUGCUUCAGCUCCGCGAAAAUGAGACAAACCUCAUCAAGGAGUUGGCGAAUCUCGGAAAAAGAACAUGGAAUCCUCUUGAAUAUCCAGAUUCACUUCUACUAGAAGUAGAAGGUAAUCUGAGGAUCCGCAAGGUCCAACAAGAGAUUGCAGAAAUGAUGGAAAACCCCCCAGUUGACGAUAAGAACAAUGCCGUAAUGCAGCUGAAUAUGGGAGAGGGCAAGUCGUCUGUUAUUGUCCCAAUAGUUGCUGCUGCUCUCGCUAAUGGUUCUAACCUGGUGAGGAUCAUUGUCGGCAAACCACAGUCCCGUCAGAUGUUCGAGAUGCUGGUUUCUAAACUUGGGAGUCUAAUGGGCAGGCGUGUCUAUCACAUGCCUUUUUCGAGAAGUGUAAGGCUUACUAUUGGACAAGCAAAGUUUUUACAGCGCCAUUAUCAGGAGUGUCAACGACAGGGAGGAGUUCUACUUCUCCAACCGGAGAACAUAUUGUCCUUCCAAUUGAUGGUUUUAGAGGCAGCCAUCAACGAAGAUGUGGGGUUGUCAGAUACUUUGCUUCGGAUGAAGGCAACUUUCUUUGAUCCAUGCUCGAGGGAUAUCAUCGAUGAAAGCGACGAAAAUUUUUCGGUCAAAUUCGAAUUGAUUUACACGAUCGGAUUGCAAACCCCAAUUGAUUAUGCUCCGGAGAGGUGGGCGAUAAUCCAGCAAAUUCUUGGUCUGGUUGUUCAGUAUGCGCUCAAGAUGUCUCGGCAAUUUCCCAAGUCCGUUGAGGUCUACAUCUCGACUCAGGGUAGGAGUCCAAGGGUUCGCUUCUUGGACAAGAAGGCAUCGGAUCAAGUUCUCGGUCUUGUGGUUGGUCAUAUAUGCCAAUACGGGCUUCUCCCGGGAUUCCCAGUGUCCAGACUAAGCAAGCAAUCUCGAUUUAAUAUUCGAGAGUACAUUACUAACCCGAAGCCAAGUCUCGAGGUAGCUUCCAGUGUUGAGGGGAGUGACUUCUGGGCCAGCUCCUCUCAGAGCCUCCUUCUCAUACGAGGGCUAUUUGCUGGGUCUAUCCUUGAUUUCGUGUUCUCGAAAAAAAGAUGGAGAGUCAACUACGGCCUUGACACGACACGGGAGCCUAAUACUCGACUAGCUGUUCCUUACCGUGCCAAGGACAACCCAAGUCAACGUUCAGAGUUCAGUCAGCCCGAUGUUGUUAUUUCACUGACCUCAAUGACUUACUACUACGGGGGUCUCACGGACGAUGAACUUUUUCUUUCCCUCAGCCAUCUUUUAAAGUCUGAUCAGGCAGAUGGGGAGUACCAGAGUUGGGUACAGUCAAUCGAAAAGCUCCCAGAGGCAUUUAGACAGCUACAGGGCGUCAACAUCACUGACCGGCAGCUUUGCAUCAAUCAACUAUUCCCCCAUCUUCGGUACGGGAAAGGUGUGAUUGACUACUUUCUAUCAAAAAUUGUGUUCACAAAAGAGAUGAAAGAGUUCCCUCAUAAACUCUCGGCCUCAGGAUGGGACUUAGGCCGUAUUAAGAAGCUACCCGCCACUGGAUUCAGCGGCACAAAUGACUCGCAGCACGUGUUGCCCCUGACAGUGAAGCAGCUUGACCUUCCUGCACAAAAGCACACGAAUGCGCUUGUACUGGAUAACUUGAUGCGGCCUGAAAAUUCAGUCACUCUCCUGUCUGCACAAGACAGCCAUAGCGCAGUCUGGAGCGCCAUGCAGCUACUGGAAUUGACUGUGAAGAUGAACCCGGAGAUUCGCGUAAUCCUGGACGUGGGAGCGCAGAUCAUUGACCUCUCCAAUAUAGACGUGGCCAAAGCUUGGCUCAACCUGGUUCAAGUUAAACAAGAUAUCCAGGCGGUGGUCUUUUGCGACGACGAAGACGAGUUGUCUGUCUUGGACAGGCAAGGCCACAUUGAACGGCUCCAGACUUCUCCCUUUGCGAAGCAUCUUGAUUCGUGCCUGGUGUUUCUCGACGAGGCGCAUACCCGAGGUAUUGAUCUCCGCUUGCCACAAAGUUAUCGCGCUGCCGUGACCUUGGUGCGAAUUUGGUCAAAGACCGACUGGUACAAGCUUGGCCGUGGCCAAUCUGUCGUUUUUUAUGUGCCUGAAGAAAUCGAGACGAAAAUCAGAGCAUUAAGAACUGCCAACAGCGACAGUACUGUGGACGAGCCGAUAGCCGUCUUGGACGUUCUUGCUUGGUCCAUCUCGGAGACUUGGAUCGACAUUCGCCGGUCGUUUCCCAUCUGGGCAACGCAAGGGAACACAUUUGCACGUCAACACGAGUAUUGGGAAUCGAUGAGUAAACCUGAUGGUAAGAAGGAGAUCAACAAAGAUCUAGCAAAAAAGUUUCUCGAGAAUGAGGCGCAAACGCUCGAGCAGCGGUAUGGGCUGCAGCCUCAGGGGUCUAGUUUCAUCGACGGCUUGGCUCAGUCUCAGAACCCAAUGCUACGAGAGAUUUUUCAAAGAUAUUCCGAGUUCGGCAAUACAGAUUUGGAUUCGAGCUCGUUGCAAGAGGAACAAGAGAGAGAAUUAGCGCCGGAAGUUGAGGAGGAACGACAGAAAGAGCGUGCAAAGCCAGCAGAGCCCUUGCGGCAUAAGGUCCACCCCGAUGUGGUGGCCUUCGUGCGUACUGGAGUGAUCAAACACGCCCGCGGCGCGUUCCGUCCAUCGUUCAAGCUGUUCGAAAGAACAAGUGCCGCGGCUGAGCUACGGAUUGCUCAGUGGCCAAGCGGCCUCCUGAUCACAAAUGAUUUCGCCCUGACAGUCAAGCCAGAAGGUUCUCCCAAUUAUUCAUACAUGGAUGAUUUUCUUCGAAGCGUCCAAUGGAUUCUCACAAGUUCUGCUUUAGGGGAGAUGGUUAUGGUGGUGAUCAGUCCUUACGAGGCAAACGAGUUGCGGGAUGAGAUUGCGAAGUCGCAGGUGGUUACGCGCCACUUGUAUGGAGCGAGACAAAACCAAGGGAUUGCCCCGAUUGACAGUCUUGAUCUGUACACCCUUCCUGGCGGUGCACCUCGACAUGAGAUUCCGAAGAAGUUGAUCAUUGAGCUCAAUCUCUUUGCAGGACAGCUGUACUUUCGAUCAUUCCAAGAAUAUACCGAGAAGGCAGCCGAAGAGGGUCAGGAGAUUGCGCCGGAUGGGUUCAUUCGACGGGCGAAGCAUGACAAGACGUGCGACUUCACCGUAAGCCCAGUCAAGUUUCUCAAGGCCAUUAUCGGCAGGAUUCGGUUCAACUGCGAGGGUAUUGAGAAGACACAUCUUGGGAAGAUUUUGGAGGGAGCUUUGCUGACAGAAGAUGAUUUCCGUUGUGAGCUUUGA